AUGGAGGAGGACAACCCAAGCAGCCCGUCCACUCCUGCAGAGGACCGACGCAAGUCGGGUCGCAUGACGCGACGACCCGAGGUCUUUUCACAGACCGACCACUCCAUUGUCAAGGCAAUCGCGAGCAGUAAGCGCAAGCGUGGCGACGCGCUCGACCAGUCGGACAGUGACAACGACGUAUCGGAAUCGGAGAGCGACGACGCGGCCGACGACGAGACCGACGAAGAGGAGAUAAGAGAAAAGCGACGCGCUACCCGUAAGGUUGGUACAAAGAAGACUGCUGCUAAGAAAGGCUCGCACGCCGCGAAGAAGCCCAAGGUUACGGGCAACCCGGGGGGAAGACAGCUGGCUUUCCGACCCGCCGUCAACGGUCGACUCCCGACAUCGCGCCCCCGCAAGAUCAAGGUCCGGCCGAGUCUUGCCUCGGGUGAACGAGGAUUAUAUGCGGAGGUUUUCGGAAAGAGCAAUAAUGCCGAUACGGCCGCUGCGCAGUGGCUAAGUCAAUACCAACGCAAUGCUGGAGCUGCCAUGACCGACCUCGUCAAUUUCAUCAUCCGAUGCACAGGCGCCGAUCUGGAAAUCACUCAGGAGCAGGUGACUGAUAUCGACCAUGCCCCUAAUCGUGUUAGCGAUCUACAAACGAUGUACCUCGCGGAGGGAAUCACGGAUUAUCCGCUCAUUUCCAAAGUCAGGAAGUUCCGCGCAUUCCAGCCGGUUCUCGAAGAAUUUAUCACCGCAUUAAUUCAAACUUUCCAUCACUCUUCGAUCCUCUACACCGAUGAGGCUCUGCUAGAAAAUAUCCAGAUUUGGAUUUCUAGCAUGUCAACAGCGGGUAUCCGGCCAUUCCGGCAUACGGCAGCUGUCAUUUCGCUAACUAUGACAACCGCUAUGUGUGGUAUCGCACGCGAAGUGACGGCCACGGUGACGACCUCUCGCAAGCAGCUUGAGAAUGAGAAGAAAAAGAAGACCGUUAACAAGGGCCGGGUGGAAGCAAUUCAGACUGCCGUCUCUGAAGGCGAAGGAAAGAUCGAGCGCCUGGACGACUUUCUGCAGGACGGAUUCGAUCUUGUCUUCGUCCACCGUUAUCGUGAUGUGGAUGGCAGCAUUCGUGGCGAAUGCCUGGCAUCUCUUGGCCGAUGGAUCACUAUUUACCGGGAAAUGUUCUUCGAAGGCCAGUACCUCCGGUACCUGGGGUGGACUCUUGCGGACGUCGUACCCCAGACCCGACUGGUCGCGCUGACGCAAUUGCUGCCUCUCUACGAGAACAAGGACAAUAUUGGCGUUCUGCAUUCCUUCACUGAUCGUUUCCGCUCGCGCAUCGUUGAGAUUGCUGCGCAGGAUGCCGAUAUCAAUGUGCGUGUGGCUGCGAUCGAGUUGCUGAACCCUCUCCGGGAGGCAGGUUUGCUUGAACCUGACGACAUCGAUGCCAUCGGCAAAUUAGUCUUUGACAUAGACCCUCGGAUCCGGAAGACGGCAGGCCGCUUCUUCGUUGCCAACGUCCAGGAUGCAUUUGAAUCGUCGAUCGAAGAGGUGGGGGAUGAAAUGAACGAGGUAUUUGCCGAUGACGACGAUGAAGACGACUUCGAGACGCCCAAGCGCUCAUGGAUCAAGUUUAAGACACUGGUGGAUAUUUUCCAGGCUUACGAUGACCGUGGAGAUGAUGAAACCCCUGAACCAACCACAGCACGGGGGAUGCUUUCUGGGGCGCCCGCGGAGUCACGCUUCGUUCUGGCAACGGAGGCUAUAUAUCCCUACAUGGAAGAGCUCUCUCAAUGGCAAUCCCUGGCUGGCUAUCUACUUUAUGACCACUCACAGAUUGAGGAUGAGCCGGAGGAACAUGAUACCACCGGAGUGGGUCGGACCUUGUAUAAGAUGCAAGAGGGCCAGGAAUCCAUCCUCCUUGAGAUUCUCUGUGCCGCAGUCAAACUCCGUGUGCUUGACGUCGCAAAGUCCGACAUCGACAAGCGGGGACGCAAGGUCAAGGCACUGACCGCUAAGAUUCCCGAGCUUCAGGAGGAAAUCUCUCACAGCCUCGCCCAGAUUAUCCCUCAACUUCUCAACAAAUUCGGAUCUGCACCGGAGGCUGCAUCUGCUGUUCUGCGACUGGAGCAUCUGGUAGACUUGGACACUAUUCAAGAUCUCCAGAAGGAUGCCAUAGCAUACACGUCAUUGCUGAAUGACAUUAACAAGCAAUUCUUGACCCACUCCGAUCAGGAUGUCUUGGCUGAAGCAAGCGUCGCUUUCUUGCAUGCCAAGAGCUCCGAGGAGAUGCGUGAGGCUCUCGAGGGCAAAGUUCAGGAGCUGUGGGAUGAUAUGGUCGACACUCUUAGCGCAUUGUCUCGCAAGAAGGAGGUUCAAGCGGGCGCCUACAUCUCAGAUCCGACUCUCACCGACCUCGCCAACACUGUCACGCGCAUAUCUAAUCUCUCUGCUAUUACCGACUGCACAACGAUCCUGGAGACGGUGCCAAAAUCUCGCUCGAAAUCCAAGAAGGAUAAUCCCGAGGCUCCCUUUAACACGCUCCUUCAUCUGACCCAGCGUGGCGUUCGCAGACUGGAUGACGAUGAAGAAAUUGCCAGGGCGGAGACCGAAGUGAUUGCCAACAGCGUCCGAAUUUUGCUUUUCUAUUUCAUGUGGAAGGUGCAGGCUCUGACAGCUGCAUUGAAUGCUGGGAAAGCCUUCUUUAACACAUCGUAUUUCGAGGCGCUCACAAAGAGCCGCGAGGCAUUUGCCUCGGCGCUUCUUGCUAUGAUGCAACAGCGCACAGGUCUGGAUGAUCUGCGAUUCACAGCUGUUACAACAUACCUGGAUCUCCAAACUCUUUUCGGCACUCUUCGCAACGUCGGUCAGGGUGUUGGCAAUGACGAGGAUGUUCUGUUCCAAGCUCAGAGCCUUGUACACGAGGUUCCGUCCGAUGCCCAAACUCUUAUCGCCAAAAUCCAACACAGCGCGGAGCGCAUGUUUGCUAAAAAAUCCAAUCGCGACCUUGAGCCUGCCGAGGAUGACGCGCCCGCUUCCGAGGAUGAGCCCGAGGAUGACGACGAAGCUAAUGCCUCCGAGGAUGAGGCCGUGAUGAACGAGCGCCUCCGCAGCGGCAUGGUCGCGGAGCAGCGUCUCUGUGAGUUGACUGGCAAACUCGUUCUGGCCAUCAUUGGCCGCGUGGUCGAUGCCUCUGGCUCGCAGCGCGGGGCUCUCAAGAAACGACUUCUUCGUAACAAGACUGCCCUUGGUCAGAACUACCGCGAGGUUUUGUCAUACUUGGAGGAGCGCAAGCCCCGCAAUGCCCCCCGCAGCAAGGGCAAACAGCCCGCCAAGGGCAGCGCUGCCGAAGGCCAGACGCCCGCGGCAGGUAAGGACUUCAAGUCUGCGGAGCGCGUCGACAAUGAUGAGGAGGAGGAGGGUGGAAAUUCUGAUCCCGUGGAGGAAGAUGAUGAGGAAGAUUUGCGUGUUCGAGGACUCGUUGAGGAGGAUAUUGACCGCGAAAUCGAUGAGAACGAAGAGCUCAAUGAACCAGCACCGGAAUCAGACGAGGAUGAGGUCAUGGGCGAUUAA
This is a messenger RNA of Penicillium canariense, 3552 nucleotides long. Its product is annotated as cohesin subunit IRR1. The record is from RefSeq and is a predicted model, not a curated record. Gene Ontology annotation, molecular function: chromatin binding. Gene Ontology annotation, cellular component: cohesin complex; nucleus; chromatin. Bases 1 to 3552 code for a protein of 1183 amino acids. NCBI's taxonomy places the organism in Eukaryota, Fungi, Ascomycota, Eurotiomycetes, Eurotiales, Aspergillaceae. Gene Ontology annotation, biological process: sister chromatid cohesion. The transcript is spliced from 2 exons.